Molecule: messenger RNA, 2040 nt
Organism: Kalmanozyma brasiliensis GHG001
Lineage: Eukaryota; Fungi; Basidiomycota; Ustilaginomycetes; Ustilaginales
Product: Pescadillo
Exons: 1
Coding region: 1-2040 (679 amino acids)
Biological process (GO): ribosome biogenesis; maturation of LSU-rRNA from tricistronic rRNA transcript (SSU-rRNA, 5.8S rRNA, LSU-rRNA)
Cellular component (GO): nucleolus; PeBoW complex
Molecular function (GO): RNA binding
Source: RefSeq, a predicted model, not a curated record
AUGGCCAAGAUGAAGCAAAAGGGAAAGUCGGGCGCGGCCAAGAACUAUGUCACACGUAACCAGGCUAUCAAGAAGCUCCAGGUGACCCUCGCCGACUUCCGCCGUCUCUGCAUCCUCAAGGGUAUCUUCCCACGUCAGCCAAAGAGUGUUCGCAAGGCCAACAAAGGCUCGACGGCUCCCACCACCUUCUUCUUCGCCAAGGACAUUGCCUACCUUCAGCACGAGCCGGUGCUCCAGUCGCUGCGUGAGCACAAGACAUUUGCCAAGAAGCUCUCGCGUGCCAUCGGUCGAAGGGAAUGGGCAGCUGCCAAGAACCUUGACGAGGGCAAGCCCACCUACCGUCUGGAUCACAUUAUCAAGGAGCGAUACCCCACCUUCCGUGAUUCGCUCAAGGACAUCGACGACGCUCUCUCGCUGCUCACCCUGUUCGCCAACCUGCCCGCCACCGACAAGGUCUCUGCGGAUGUGAUCGCUACUUGCUCUCGCCUCUGUGCCGAGUGGCAGCUGUACGUCAUGAAGACCAAGGCGCUCAAGAAGGUCUUCCUCAGCAUCAAGGGUAUCUACUUCCAGGCCGAGGUCAACGGCGAGACCAUCACCUGGCUCGUACCCUACCUCUUCACACAGCACAUUCCCUCGGACAUCGACUUCCGCAUCAUGUACACCUUCCUUGAGCUCUAUCAGACCCUUCUUGGGUUCGUGCUGUUCAAGCUGUACACGGACGAGAACCUCGUCUACCCGCCCCGAUUCGAUGCCCUCAAGGACGAGCAGGCUGCCGGCUUUGGCGCGUUGAGCCUUGACCCGGCUAGUGCGGCUGUGCUGCGCGGCGAGAACACAAUUGCAACGGUCACAAAUGGAGCAGCAACGGCAUCCUCGUCCUCCACUGUCGUCACCGCCUCGGGUAAGAAGGUCUCGGCGAAAGACGUCAAGAAGCAAAUCAAGGCGAUUUCCAAGUCAGGGACCGUGGCCGAAGACGCAGAGGACGAGCAGGAGGCGGCAGAUGCUGAACAGGCAGUGGAACAGGAGGCAGACAAGUUUGUCGAGCAGCCCUCGAAGUCCACCGAGGAGCAAGAGUCGGACGCUCACUUGACGACCUUUGACGAGAUCCAGGCAGCUUCAGCAGCAAGCGAGGGGGCUGCCAACGGACUGUUUACGCCCUACGUCUUCUACAUCUCGCGAGAGUGUCCACGGGCCGUGAUCGAAUUCGUGCUGCGGUCGUUUGGCGCGCUGCCAGGAAGGAUCGGAUGGGACAUGGUGGCGGGCGCAGGCAGCGCAGUGGACGAGGACGACGCGAGGAUCACACAUCACAUCAUCGACAGGCCGGUGCCAGCGAGCGGUAUGAAGAGAUACGCGGGCAAGCGCGUGUUUGUGCAGCCACAGUACAUUGUGGACUGCGCCAACGCGAGGAAGCUGCUGCCGGCCGGGCCUUACGGGCCUGGUCAGACGCUGCCGCCGCACUUGAGUCCCUUCGUGGACGAUGCCGAGGUGGCACGCCGUGGUGGCUACGUUCCCGAAGAGGCGAGGGAGCAGCUGGGUCUCGAGGCGGAUGCUGCUGCUGUCGCUUCGGAGGACGACGACGAGGAAGACUCGGAUGAGGAAGUCGAAGCCGGUGAGGACGUGGACGAAGAGGAGGAAGACGAAGAGGCCGAGGCAACAGCAGUCAAGUCGAACGGCGCGGCAUCACGUCCUGCGCUGGCAGCGCUGUUGGCCGACCCGACGGAUGCUGGUCAAGCCGGUCUGCUCGAUGCAGCCGAACUGGAGGCCGAAGCUGCCGGCGGUGAAGACGCGUUGGAAGAGAUGCGUCGCAAGCACACGGCAGCGCUUAAGCAGGCCAAGAAGAGCAACAAGGGAUCGUCGAAGCCCGCGGCGCGCAAGACCGAGGAGCAGGAGGCCAAGGAGAUGUCCAAGAUGAUGAUGAGCAACCGCCAGCGCAAGCUGUACGAGAAGCUCAACUAUUCGUCGGGCAAGCGUGCCGAGGAGACGGCCAAGUUGCAGCAGAAGAAGAAGGCGCUCAACAAGAAGGCGGUCAAGGGCCGAAAGUGA